AGUAAACCUCCAACAUAUCCAAAUCAACAAUGCUGCGAUCAGCACGGUCACUACUUGCCUCGAGCCGUGCGGCCAUCGCCGCUCCCUCUAUGACCUGCCGAGGCAUCUCCACCUCCCUCCUCCGCACCUCAACCCCCUCCAUCCGUCCCACCGCAUUCACCACCCCCAAGAUUCAGACCAAGGUAUCCGUCCGCCAUGCCUCAACCUACACCCCCCGCCGCACCAAACACAAAAAGGCUCACAAAGGCCGCAUCCCCGUCCGCAUCGGCGGCUCCACAAAAGGCACAACAAUCGUCUUUGGCGAAUACGGCAUCAGACUCAUGUCCGAAGGCGAACGCAUGACCGCAAAACAACUCCAAACAGCCGAAGCGAUCAUCAAACGAAAAAUCAAGGUCGUCAAAGGCGCCCGAAUCUUCCAACGCUUGCACACCGAUUUACCCGUCUGUACCAAGGGAAACGAAACACGUAUGGGAAAGGGAAAGGGAUCGUUUGAUUAUUGGGCGUGUCGUGUGCCGAGUGGGAAGAUUCUGUUUGAGGUUGGUGGGGGCGGGAUUCAGGAGCAGGUUGCGUUUGCGGCGUUGAUGGAGGCUGCGCACAAGUUGCCUGGAAAGGUGGUUUUUGCGAGGAGGGGCGAGCCGCCGUAUGCUGGGAGGAAGCCGGUUCAGGUUGCCAAGGCGGAGGAUAUUGUGGGCGCGAGUGAUCCUGUGCCGGAGGGAGAGUUUGCUACGGCGCCGGUUGUUGGGCCUAUUGCUGCUUAG
Molecule: messenger RNA, 758 nt
Organism: Saitoella complicata NRRL Y-17804
Lineage: Eukaryota; Fungi; Ascomycota; Saitoellomycetes; Saitoellales; Saitoellaceae
Product: ribosomal protein L16
Exons: 2
Coding region: 30-758 (242 amino acids)
Biological process (GO): mitochondrial translation
Cellular component (GO): ribosome; mitochondrial large ribosomal subunit
Molecular function (GO): structural constituent of ribosome; rRNA binding
Source: RefSeq, a predicted model, not a curated record